This is a messenger RNA of Protomyces lactucae-debilis, 1992 nucleotides long. RefSeq lists its product as uncharacterized. The record is from RefSeq and is a predicted model, not a curated record. Gene Ontology annotation, cellular component: nucleus. Gene Ontology annotation, biological process: regulation of DNA-templated transcription; DNA-templated transcription. Bases 1 to 1992 code for a protein of 663 amino acids. The transcript has 3 exons. Gene Ontology annotation, molecular function: DNA binding; DNA-binding transcription factor activity, RNA polymerase II-specific; zinc ion binding. NCBI's taxonomy places the organism in Eukaryota, Fungi, Ascomycota, Taphrinomycetes, Taphrinales, Protomycetaceae.
AUGGCGAGCGUUCCCAAACCACGUACUGCGAGCGAUGCCAACUUAGACACACCCAAGUCAUCUACAGAGAAGGCCUUUCAGCGGGCCUACCGCGCUUGUGUCAACUGUCGCAAACAGAAGGUCAAGUGUGAUCUUGGUAGUAUUGAAGCACCAAAUGAUCCACCGUGCGCACGAUGCCGUCGAGAGCGAAAGGAGUGCCUCUUCCUAGAAGACCGCCGGGGCGGAACAAAGCCGUUGAAGCGUCAUCGCACGAGCAUGUCGGCGCGGUCUGCUUCCAAUGGUUCAGAUGCAUCACCCUCUUUUGAUACAGGCGCUGGCCGGGCAGCCGAGAAUGCGACGUUGGGACGAGCAGCGUCUCCUUCAUCAGAAGAGCGAAACCGGGACGCUAGCGAUCCAAUGAAUGUUCUCUCGAUUGUUGCUGGCAUGGUUCAAUCUGAGCGGAAUGGAAACAACCAGGAGACUCUCAGUCGCUCAUCUGCCAGGUUUGACAGUGCGUGGUCAUCCCAGCGCUUUGUACAAGAGAAUAUCAUCGACGCGCAACAGGCCCGCGAGUACGUCUUGUUCUUCUACAGAGAGCUCUUCACCUACUUUCCCUUCGUUUCCAGGUUUGGUCAUGACCCAGAAGCUAUGAGUCGCGAACCCAUGCUUUGCAUGACCAUCAUCACCAUUGCGUCUCGAUACCAUACGCUCAGCAACUAUUCUGGCCAAUUACCGCAAUCCUGCAUACACGAGCGAUGCUUCGACGUCAUGCGUGUCUAUCUGGAGCAACUCAUGUGGUGCAACUCGUCGAUGCAAUUAUUCGAUUGCAUUGAAGCGCUACUUCUAUUCGUUCAGUGGAUCCCAAAGGCUGUCCAUUGGCUCGGACACGAAAGACCUGAUCAUGCGGCAGAAGUCAGAGUCUCGAGCGACUACCGAACAGUCAACAGUGUUGUGAAAAGACUGGAUUCGAUGAGUUGGCGUAUGCUUGGUAUGGCCAUUCGGCUCGCUUCUGAGCUUGGCCCAAUCAAAGAAGAUCAAAGUACCAAUGCCUCGCGACAAAGGCGAGUGCUCGUGGCAUGCUUCUUGUCGGAGCAAACACUCUCUGUUCGGCUCGGGCGCUCUUCGACGCUCCUCGACAUUUUGCCACGAACGCGAGAUCAGGGCGCUCAGUCACCGCUGGAAAGUAUUCGUUUGGAGCUUGCUCGCCUCAAUACGACAGCACAACAAAUGCUCUUUCUCGAUGAGGCGACCACCAAGCGAGUCAUUGAUUCGCAAGACCAUUUGCGCAUCAUUUCCUGGCUCGAUCAUUCCCUUCACACAAUCAUGGACGACAUCAGCAUUCUCGGCGGUCUCGACAAGACUUUACUACUCAUUGACUGCUACUAUUCGGAACUUUACUUCAAGUCUAUUGCUUACCGCGCUCAUCGUGGACGUGCCGGCAAUGCAGCAGGAGCAAAUGGCAAGCUGGUCUUCGACUGUGUUGAAAAGGCAAAGUUGCUGCUGACCUCUGCCAUCCUGGACAAGAGCCCGCAAGGUCGCAGCUGGCUCAAGUUUGCGCCAGUACGAUACUACCAUCGACUCAUCUACUCGUGUGUCAUGCUCAUUAAAGUUCUCCGCGAUCCAGACUGGUCGAUGCUAUUGGUCAACAGUGACAUUCUGGCUAUUCUGGAAUCUACUGUUACUUUGCUGUUCAAUUGUGCACCUGAUGAGCUUCAUUUAUCGAGACGGUACUCGAUUCUUUUGGGUAGGCUAUCGAUUCAGAGAAGAUCAUUGCUAACGACAGACUCACUCAUUGCUCAACUCCGACCCGCAGCCGUGGACACGUCCCUAAAUAGAAACCUACCUCAGACCCAGCAGAUCGACACAAGUGCAAUUCUACCAGGAAAUAUGGUACCGGGUCAGACGUCCUAUCCAGCAUUCGGGUUGCAGGGUCCAUAUGUGGAACAUGAUCCUGCAUUCACACUUGACUUUUUGGACACAUUGCUCAGUGGCCAGGGACAAGGCUGGGCGUAA